AUGUGCGUCAGGAGAGAAGCGGAUGAGUACAUCAUGAGACACUGGUACAGGGACAUAGCACACAGCAGUGAAAAGGAUGAACUAGUGCUACACACAGAAACAUGGAUCCGGCAGAGGGCGCUUGGUGUAAAGGAGCACAUUGAGUUCCGCGACCUUCAUAAAGUUGUAGAACGUGCAAAACUAACUCAUGGUGACACAAGUCAGAGUCAUGGAGGAAAGGGAGGUCCCUGGAAGGGGGUGCAAGGGAAACCUUCUGCUAAAUACCUUGAUCACUUAGCUCAGGACGGUAGUGAUGUAGAGGCAUAUAUAGAACAGAAAAGGACUAGUGCCAAGAUUAAAAAAUUUAUCCAAGAAAACAUUUUUGGGAUCUGCCCUCACAUAACAGAAGACAAUAAAGAUUUGAUACAGGGCAAGGACUUACUUGUGGCUUACUAUGAUGUGGACUAUGAAAAGAAUGCUAAAGGUUCCAACUAUUGGAGAAACAGAGUGAUGAUGGUGGCAAAGAAAUUCCUAGAGGCUGGAAACAAACUCAGCUUUGCUGUAGCUAGCCGCAAAACCUUUAGCCACGAACUUUCUGAUUUUGGCUUGGAAAGCACCGCUGGCGAGGUUCCUGUUGUUGCUAUCAGAACUGCAAAAGGAGAGACGUUUGUCAUGCAAGAGGAGUUCUCACAUGAUGGCAAGGCUCUUGAAAGAUUCCUGCAAGAUUACUUUGAUGGCAAUCUGAAGAGGUAUCUGAAGUCUGAGCCGAUCCUGGAGAGCAAUGAUGGGCUGGUAAAGGUAGUGGUAGCAGAGAAUUUUGAUGAAAUGGUGAAUGAUGAAAAUAAAGAUGUACUGAUUGAAUUUUAUGCUCCUUGGUGUGGUCGCUGUAAGAAUCUGGAGCCUAAGAAUAAAGAACUGGCAGAGAAGCUCAGAAGAGACCCAAAUAUUAUCAUAGCCAAGAUGGAUGCCACAGCCAAUGAUGUGCCUUCUCCAUAUGAAGUCAGAGGUUUUCCUACCAUCUACUUCUCUCCAGCCAACAGGAAGCUAAAUCCAAAGAAAUACAAAGGUGGCCGUGAAUUGAGUGAUUUUAUUAGCUAUCUACAAUGAGAGGCAACAAAUCCCCCUAUAAUUCAAGAAGAAAAAACCAAGAGGAAGAAGAAGGCACAGGAGGAUCUCUAG
This is a messenger RNA of Zalophus californianus (California sea lion), 1158 nucleotides long. Its product is annotated as protein disulfide-isomerase A3-like. The transcript has 2 exons. Gene Ontology annotation, biological process: protein folding; response to endoplasmic reticulum stress. Gene Ontology annotation, molecular function: protein disulfide isomerase activity. NCBI's taxonomy places the organism in Eukaryota, Metazoa, Chordata, Mammalia, Carnivora, Otariidae. The record is from RefSeq and is a predicted model, not a curated record. Gene Ontology annotation, cellular component: cell surface; endoplasmic reticulum.